GCAGCCCUGUUAUCUAUACCGCGGCGAAGUGACCAAUAGAAUUUCGGAGAAAUUAACUGGGCGGCGUCUUUGAUCUACGACAGCCACGCCUCCACGAUACAGCAGCGCGAGAGAGCCUGUCACCUGGUCGCUGCCAUGCGCGCGAUAGAAAGUUACACAACAGUUUAUGAGGAACCGUCUCCGAAGUGAAGGGAACGGUCUGCUGCAGCGCCUGGGUGCCCGGCAAAGCCUGAAGCCUGAAGCCUGCUUACAGUUGCGAUGGAGCCUGUAAGCAAAGAUGCGAAGACCAACCCGGCGGCUUCGGCGAGUGUUCUCUCGCAGAUCUUCUUCUGCUGGUUGAACCCCCUGUUCCGCAUCGGGUACAAAAGAAGGCUCGAGGAAGAUGACAUGUUCAGAGUGCUUCCUGAAGAUGGGUCCAAAAGACUAGGAGAGGAACUUCAAAGCUAUUGGGACCGUGAAGUUCAGAUGGCAACCAAAGAGCUCAGAACUCCUAAACUCACCAAAGCCAUUGUGAAGUGCUACUGGAAGUCGUAUGCCGUUCUUGGCAUAUUCACCCUUAUUGAGGAAGUUAUUACAGUGGUGCAGCCAGUGUUUCUGGGCAAGCUGAUUCAGUACUUUGAGAAAUAUAACCCUGAGGACAUGGGUGCACUGUAUGAGGCCUAUGGCUAUGCUGCUGGGGUCUCUCUUUCCACAUUGGGCCUUGCACUUCUACACCACCUCUACUUCUACCACGUCCAAAGAGCUGGCAUGAAGAUUCGUAUCGCCAUGUGCCACAUGAUCUACAAGAAGGCUUUGUGCCUUAGCAGCGUCGCUAUGGGACAGACCACCACGGGACAGAUUGUUAACCUCUUAUCUAAUGAUGUCAACAAGUUUGAUGAGGUAACAAUUUUCUUGCACUUUCUUUGGGUGGGACCAUUGCAAGCUGCAGCUGUUAUCGGCCUUCUAUGGCAAGAGAUCGGACCAUCUUGUCUGGCGGGUUUUGCGGUGCUUGUCUUUCUGAUGCCACUGCAAACAGUGUUUGGACGUCUUUUCUCCAAAUUCAGGAGUAAAACAGCAGCUUUUACUGACAGCAGAAUACGCACAAUGAAUGAAGUGGUGUCUGGGAUUCGCAUCAUUAAGAUGUAUGCCUGGGAAAAGCCUUUUGCAGCCUUGGUCAAUGAUGUCAGAAAGAAAGAGAUUUCUAAGAUCAUGAGCAGCUCCUACCUACGAGGCUUGAAUAUGGCCUCUUUCUUUUCGGCGAGCAAGAUUAUCGUGUUUGUGACGUUCACUGUGUACGUGUUGGUGGGGAACACGAUCUCAGCCAGCCGUGUGUUUGUAACAGUGUCGCUGUACAGUGCCCUCCGCCUCAGAGUCACGCUCUUCUUUCCUUCGGCUAUCGAGAAAGUGUCUGAGGCCUCUGUCAGUAUCCGCAGGAUCAAGAAGUUCCUUUUGCUGGAUGAGAUGGUUAAGCACAGUGUGCCAUUGCCUCAAGAGGAGAAAAAGGAAGCGUCACUGGAGAUCCAUGACCUCAUCUGCUACUGGGACAAGAGUCUGGACGCUCCAACGCUGCAAAACGUGUCCUUCACCGUGAAGCCAGGACAGUUGCUUGCUGUGAUUGGCCCGGUUGGGGCAGGAAAGUCUUCUCUGCUCUGUACCAUUCUGGGGGAGCUGCCCCAGGAUAAAGGGGUCAUAAAAGUUAAAGGGGAGUUGACCUAUGCUUCCCAGCAGCCCUGGGUGUUUCCAGGGACAAUCCGCAGCAACAUCCUGUUUGGGAAGGAGCUGGAGCUGCACAAAUAUGAGAGAGUUCUGAAGGCCUGUGCUCUUAAAAGGGACAUGGAGCUUCUACCUGAGGGGGACCUGACUGUGAUAGGAGACCGAGGGGCAACUCUGAGUGGAGGACAGAAAGCUCGGGUUAACCUGGCCAGAGCUGUGUAUCAAGAUGCUGAUAUUUACCUGUUGGACGACCCCCUGAGUGCAGUGGAUGCAGAGGUGGGCAGACAUCUGUUUGAACAGUGUAUCUGUGGUGUUUUAAAGAAGAAACCGAGGAUCUUAGUCACUCACCAGCUGCAGUACCUGAAAACAGCUGAUCAUAUCCUGGUUUUGAAAGAAGGUCACAUGGUGGCACAGGGCACAUACUCAGAGCUGCUACGUUCAGGUGUGGACUUUACCUCUCUGCUAAAGAAGGAUGAGGAAGAGGAGACUGGAGAAUUUUUCCGCACUCGGACCCUCUCGCAGAACUCCGUUCGCUCACGCACCUCAUCAGUGAUGUCCGAUAAAGAUGAUUCCGAGCAACUACCGGCAGAGCCUGUCCAGACCAUGGCAGAGGAGAGCCGUUCUGAGGGGAACAUUGGGGUUCGCAUAUAUCUGAAAUACUUGACUGCUGGAGCCAACAUUCUUGUACUGGUCGGCUUCAUACUGCUCAAUCUGCUUGCACAGGCGUCCUAUAUUCUUCAAGACUGGUGGCUUGCUUACUGGACUUCAGAGCAAGAGAAACUGGAUAUGCUCAACCGCAACCUUACCUUCACCAACAGCAUUAACGGCAGUCUUGACCAGAAUGUUACUCAACAGCUCUCUCUUGACUUUUACCUGGGCAUUUAUUCAGGUUUGACUGUGGGCACCGUCAUCUUUGGCUUCAUGCGCAGUCUGAUGAUGUUUAAUGCUCUGGUGCGCUCUGCUCAGACGCUCCACAACCGCAUGUUCAAUUGCAUCCUGAGGACUCCUGUCCGCUUCUUUGACAUAAACCCUAUUGGAAGAAUCCUGAACCGUUUCUCAAAGGACAUUGGACACUUGGACUCAUUACUUCCCUGGACAUUUGUGGACUUUAUCCAGGUGUUUUUGCAGAUUAUAGGUGUCAUCGCUGUGGCUGCUUCAGUCAUCCCGUGGAUUAUGAUCCCUGUGCUGCCCCUGCUUAUAGUCUUCCUGUUCCUGCGGCGCUACUUUCUGCAGACCUCCCGUGAUGUCAAACGCCUUGAAUCGACUACUCGAAGCCCUGUAUUUUCCCACCUGUCGUCCUCACUGCAAGGCCUUUGGACUAUUCGUGCCUUCAAGGCUGAGGAAAGGUUCCAGCAAACCUUUGAUGCUCAUCAGGAUCUGCACUCAGAGGCUUGGUUUCUGUUCCUGACUACAUCACGCUGGUUCGCUGUGCGCCUGGAUGGAAUGUGUUCCGUGUUUGUUACCAUCACUGCCUUUGGAUGCAUUCUGCUGAGACACAAUCUGGAGGCAGGCGCUGUAGGCUUGGCCUUGUCAUAUGCAGUCACCCUGACAGGUAUGUUUCAGUGGGGUGUGAGACAGAGCGCUGAAGUGGAGAACAUGAUGACUUCUGUAGAGAGAGUGGUGGAAUAUACUGAGCUCGAGAGCGAAGCACCAUGGGAAACACAGAAACGACCUCCUCCUGAAUGGCCUAGUCAGGGCAUGAUCACCUUUGACCGGGUCAAUUUCUCCUACAGUUCUGAUGGGCCUGUGGUCCUCAAAAACAUGACAGCAAUGUUUAGACCCAAAGAGAAGGUUGGUAUCGUUGGUAGGACUGGUGCUGGAAAGAGCUCUCUGAUCUCUGCACUGUUCCGCCUGGCAGAGCCGGAGGGCAAGAUCUAUGUGGAUGGCAUGUUGACCUCUGAGAUUGGCCUACAUGACCUACGCCAGAAGAUGUCCAUCAUCCCACAGGAUCCUGUGUUAUUCACUGGCACAAUGAGAAAGAACCUGGACCCCUUCAACGAACAUUCAGACGAGGCCCUGUGGAACGCUUUAGAGGAGGUUCAGCUAAAAUCUGUGGUAGAGGAGUUGCCCAGUAAGCUGGAGACAGUUCUGGCUGAAUCUGGUUCUAACUUCAGUGUUGGCCAGCGGCAGCUUGUUUGUCUGGCCAGAGCCAUCCUGAGGAAGAACCGCAUCCUCAUCAUUGAUGAGGCCACAGCUAACGUCGAUCCAAAAACAGAUGAGCUCAUUCAGAAGACCAUUCGGGAGAAGUUCCAGGAGUGCACUGUCCUCACCAUCGCACAUAGACUGAACACAAUCAUAGACAGUGACCGCAUACUGGUUCUCGAUGCGGGCCGGAUCCAUGACUAUGAUGAACCUCAUGUCCUCCUCCAGAACCAGGAUGGAAUCUUUUACAAGAUGGUGCAACAGACAGGAAAGGCGGAGGCAGCCUCCCUAAAGCAGCUGGCAAAACAGGCGUAUAUGAACUGCAGUCGGCCCAACCUGUCCAAUGGUCUGACCUCUAGCAAAGAGGCUAGCCUGGUUAUCUUCGAAACGGCCCUGUAAGGGCCUAGUGGCCGCUGCUCAAGGGUUGCCCACUACACAUCUCUCUAUGGAGCCAUUGGAGGCAUAUCUUUGCCCUAUCCACAACACUCACCCCUCUUCACGGACAGGAUUAAAACAGAGGGACAACGCACACCCAGAGUACACAGGCUCAUGCUGGAUACAUACAUACCUGAGCUUGAGAGAGGAAAAGGCUCAUCAAGAGAAUAAUCAACCAAGAUCAAGGCUGUCCUGCACUUCUCCAGGCAUUAGAUUGUACCUUCUAAACCAGCACUCUGACUACUUGUAAUGAUUUCACUGCUCACUUUAGUGAUGCGUCAAAGUAUGUGCCUUAUCAUCUACCAGGAUUGCCUGAGAUGUGCUGAGAUUUUAUAUAGCCAAAGUUCCCAGGGAAUUAAGCUCUUUCAUAGAAGCAGAUAGCAGCCUCUUCAACUUAAUAUUAACUGCUUCUUUCAUUAUGCUGUUGCCUUCAGUCCCCUGACUAUAUAGUUAAUGGUAUUGCUGGAUAUUUUUUUACUGCUUGUAGAAGCAUUAUUUAUUACUAUUAUUAUUGCUUUUGAAAUAUGUAUUUCUUUAAAUUUCGUUAAAUUCUGUCAAAAGGUGACUUUUUUUUUUUUUAUCUAAAACUAGUCCAAGCCAGACUAGUCCUAAGUCCUAGUCCUACUAAAUAAGUGCACUGUGGUAAAUCAACAUUUUUAAGUAUACAGUCCACAAGAAAACCUUGAAAUGUUUUGAUGGGAUCACAGUACCCUCUGAUUAUUACUGUGGCCUUGUGACCGAAUGGAAGUAAAAUGUAAAACAGAGAAUAUUUCAGGAAGAGCUUGUUCUUCAACAUCUUUACCAUCUAGUCCAUCUCUCAAAAAAAUCAAUCACUGGGAUAGAAACAAUGGCACAGUAGGCAUUCCUUAGUUCGUUCUGGCCCAACUCAUUAGACACACUUACAAAUCACCAGCAUAGGGCGUCCUUUGUCUUGUAACUGUGUCUAUGAUUCUCAUGUGCUGCCUUUUUGCUCAGGAUAAAUGUCCAAGAAUGACCACUCUCUUCUACAGUGCUUUUUAUUAGACACUGGACCCCACAUACUAAGUAAAUAUAUAAAUAUACAUAAAUAUUGUACACUUUUUGUGUCUAGUUUCAAAAUUACAUUUCAGAGUGAUAGUGAAUCUAGAAUUAUUUUUCCUGAUAACGUCUAUUUGAUGCUGUAUUGUAUCCGUGCUAAAAAGAAAAACCAAAUAUCUGUUUACAUUUGUCCAAAAAUUUUAUUUAGCUCCCAAGACGCAGAAUAUGCUUUUUUCUUUUUUUUCUUUUACAAGUGAGAAUAAUUUUAAUCACGUUAAUAUCCACCGAUGGAACCGUUUUUUUUGUUUUGUUUUUUUUGCUAGUUUGUGCCUUAAAGACUGUUCCAUAAGAUGCCCGUGUUGUGUGUUUUCUGUUGAAAACACUGUUCAGUAGCUGAUAUCAUUAUUGGGAUUUGUGAAUUUGAAAGGGACAGCAGGUAUGAAAAUGUACAAAGGUUUGUGCCUUUAUUGUGAGCUAGUUUGCUCAGCUGUUGCACUACCAGUCUUCCUCUUAAUCCUCUAUGGGUUGACUUGAACAGGACCAAAUUAUUUUCUUUGUCUUGAUUAUUUGUAUAUUUUUGAAGAGAGUGCCUGUUGAAGAGAAAUGAUUGUUAUUCAGUACAGUUCGUUUUUAGAACAUUGGACGUCAUCAGGCAAAGUUUUUGAUGUUGAAGAUUACUGCGUACAAAAUUAUUUGAACUGUCCAAUUAUUUCUGCUCAGGUUGGCAUAAAUGAGACAGAAACUGAAUCCUCAAGCAGCUCACUUUCAACCACAAAAUCUCUGAUUAAUUGUUGCACUGGGUCAGCCUACCUGGAGUUUUCUCUGCUGAAAGUCUUGCUUGUAUUAUAGACUGUAUCAAUGCAAUUGUCUGUCCUGUGUUCUUAUUUUGUGGAAAAUUCUUUGGUUAAUGUUUAAACAUACACAUUAUUAAAAGGGGCAAUGUGCAGUUUCUUGCCUGUGCAUGACAACAAA
Messenger RNA from Pygocentrus nattereri (red-bellied piranha), 6258 nucleotides. RefSeq names its product ATP-binding cassette, sub-family C (CFTR/MRP), member 4 (gene abcc4). Gene Ontology annotation, biological process: monoatomic ion transport; transmembrane transport. NCBI's taxonomy places the organism in Eukaryota, Metazoa, Chordata, Actinopteri, Characiformes, Serrasalmidae. The transcript is spliced from 30 exons. Gene Ontology annotation, cellular component: plasma membrane. The coding region runs from base 259 to 4233 and encodes 1324 amino acids. The record is from RefSeq and is a predicted model, not a curated record. Gene Ontology annotation, molecular function: ATP hydrolysis activity; chloride channel activity; ABC-type transporter activity.